Podospora pseudopauciseta is the source of this 2023-nucleotide messenger RNA. RefSeq lists its product as uncharacterized. The transcript has 2 exons. Lineage: Eukaryota; Fungi; Ascomycota; Sordariomycetes; Sordariales; Podosporaceae. Bases 779 to 1567 code for a protein of 262 amino acids. The record is from RefSeq and is a predicted model, not a curated record.
GGGAGAUGGCAGGCUGUGAGACGCGUGAUCAGACGCCCUCCCGUUAUGUCUGAUGGCCUCUUUCUUCCUCUUUGGUUUUUUCUUGGGAUUAGCAGGGGAUAGCGAGAAAGACGACUCAUACCCACAUCAGCACAGCUUUCGGCAUGGGGCUAUCCUUCUCUUCUUCUCCUUCGUCACCACCACCACCACCACCCCUCCCUGGCUGGGGUUAGGUAGGUAGGCAGGCAGGCACUGCUGCUGAGACAGCCCAAUCUUUGAGGUAACAAAGUCUUGCUGUCUUGGGCAAAGGUGACAUUGGAAGUUUACAGCUCUCCAGGUUGGGAAGUCCUAGUCUGGGUUGGAGUACUGACAUGUUUUGUCUUGGAAGCACCACUUACAUACAACCUUGCCUUGACCUUGAAGCUAAGGUUUAAGCUUUUUUUUCUUUUUUUUUCCCUGUCCCAGAGAUUGCCGCUUUCUAUAUAUCUCCCCGAGGCUCGCCUCCUCUUCUUGAUGGAGAUGUGUUUGAACAGACAACACAGCCAAUCCCCUUUUGCGGAUAUUAUUACCUGCCUAUUCCAAACCGCCUCGCUUUAGCGUUACCAUCACGGGCAAACAAAGUCAUGACGGACUCGCCGGUCAGGUGGUGUUGAAGUUUGGUCAUCUCCUGUUUCGGACUACUGGACUAGUUGGGCAACGUACACUCAGCGAAGUCGUUGCUGUGUCAUCAUUGGAAAAUUUCCCUUUGGCUUGUCGUUGCCUGGUUCUAGUUUGGGCAUGGGGAACAAGGGAAAAAGAUAUGAAAGAAGCCACCUCUCCUUCGACAGAGAGUUCUAUAUCUACCCCAUCGUCACCAGCAUCUGAAGCAACAAUUACACACACAUCCUCACCGGCAUCCUCUUCAACAACAGUUACUGCUGCUCCUUCGCCAGCUUUGACAUCAACAACUCUUGCUCCUUCACCUUCAACAACAGUCAACAUUCCUUCCCCAUCUGCAACGGAAGACAUUCCAACUACAACAACAACAACAAUGUACGAGUACGAAAGUAUCAUGACCUUUGACCAGCCCAUGAUUAUGGGCUACGACCCCUCUGGCUCUUCCUCGUCGUACACCACCCCCUCAUCUGCUUCUGGAGCCGUGGUCAAGAAGAAGAAGAGCAUCAAGUCUGAGACUUCGAUUGACCUCCGCGGCCCAUUGGAAGUCGAUGGCUCAGUCAAGUCAAUGGCGAGCAUCAAGUUUGACGGGGACUUUGCCGUCAGGGAUAGAGUGGAGGCUUAUGGGGAUGUGGGUGUUCACGGCACACUCAAUUGCAGCUCACGAAUGAAGUCAAUGGGCAAUGUGAAAAUCAACGGAAACGCCACAUUCGGGGACAAGGUCAAAAUCUUUGGGAAGCUGAAGAUCAACGGGAGUCUGGAAGUCAAUGGUGACUUGGAGGUGUGGGGGGCGUUGACGGUGAACGGAUAUCUGAAGUGCAGGAACUUGACGGUUCAUGCCUCCCUCACAACGGUGGAUAGCUCGUGGUAUGAGGCGGAGAGCGAGACGGUUCAUGGGGCGAAGUUGGUGCAGAGGAGUGGUUAUGUUGGAUGAGCGGGAGAUUGGUUGAUAUUUCUUUUGUGGUUUCUUUUCAUGUUUCCUGACUCUGUUUGACAUUGGUUGGGCUGGGCAUAUGGGAUUUGGGUUGAACACUGUAUACCACCGAGACUUUUGGGCUGUUUCUUUAUGUCUGGCAUGUUUCUUGUUUUUUUCCUUUUCAGUCUUUGGCAUCUCGAAUCUGGGGAAGGGGCAUGAUGAGCUAUGAAUACUGGGUUUUCUUACUGUCAUAUUUUCCUUGUUAUCAUGUUGCUGUUAUGUCCAGAGUGUUACAGGCUCAUAGCCGUCGAUUAGUUUGGGGAUGGCAUUGGCAUUGGUUUCUUGUUCUCAGAUACUUCAAUUCAUUGUUGGCUGUAGCAACAGCAUUUAGAGUUGGCCAUUGGCAUGGCCGUUUAGGUAGCAACAUUACAAUAGAGCUCAGUACCUGUGUCAACGUUGGCACAGGACUCAACA